Prunus avium (sweet cherry) is the source of this 1884-nucleotide messenger RNA. Lineage: Eukaryota; Viridiplantae; Streptophyta; Magnoliopsida; Rosales; Rosaceae. The record is from RefSeq and is a predicted model, not a curated record.
GCCCUUCUCUCUCUCCUCUCUCUCUCUUACAACUUGUAGCUUUUGCCACCUCUUCUCUUCUUUUCUUCUCCUCUCGGAGGAGAAAAGGAUUGCACAGGUAUAGAAAGAGAGCAGCAGCACCCACACUCAAUACCAUUUUCGAGUUUCAACGCCACACUAAAAAGGAAAACAAAAAAAGUGAAAUUCUCUCUUCGUCUCCAUUCUAGGGUUUUCGCUUCCGCCAUUGUCACGCACAUUCAGACAUUCUCUUCUCCUUCGUACUCCGCGAGCAUUGCUCCGAGCUCUCUGAGUUCGCACUCGUCACUGAUUCGGAAUUCUCGAUUUCGUCUCGGUUUCGGUAAUUGCGAAUUUUAUCGGUUUUGUUUGAAGGAUUUCUUGUGCACGGACUCAAGGUGAGAUAUAUACAAGUCUCAAUGGUAUGCUCACUUGGAAGUGGGAGGAUGGCAGUGAUGGCAAGGCUUCUUGCAUCGGGGAGUGUCACACAAAGCAUAGCAGAGGAAGUUGGCCAUCAGAAGUUUGAUGCUCAAAUGAUUUGCAGAGAGUUAAGUGACGCAAAUGAAGCAAAUUUGCUUGACGAAGAAGAUAUGAAUGUGUUUGGUUUGAAGCCGAUGGAUGAUCCUUUGCGUUUGGUAUGUUGCAAUGCUUGUAAAAGACCAGUCAAGGCCAGUCAAUAUGUGGCACAUGCAGAACUUUGUAGGUCAUUAAAUGCUAUGCAAGAAACUACUUUGGAGCCUGAUGGAAGUAUGGGACAAAGGAAGCCUCCAAGGAAGGAGAAGAAAAAGUUGUUAACUGCUUAUGCUAACCAGUCCACAUCAGUUGGGGAGCUAGAAAGAUCUGAGUCUGUAGAAGCAGAUGAUAUUGCUGUAUCACAACCCCAGUUGGAUGGGCAAAUCGGAAUGAAUUCUUGCUGUUUUAUGGAGACAAAAAGGAAUUCAGCUUAUGUAGAUGCGACAUAUAUGAUGGAUGGUUCAGGAGAUAGUCCUGGAAAUACCAAUGGCUCAAAAUGUGUGAUGCUUCCUCCAACAAAACGGUCUAAAAUGGUAGCAGGUGAGCAGCUGCCACUAUCAGAUGAUAUAGGAAUAGUAUCUGCUGUAUCAAAGCUUACAAGUACUCAGGACGCAUGCCCCUAUAGGGAUUCUUCAAAAGGAGUCAUUUCUGUAAGUGAAAUACCUGAUGACUCUGCCCUUAAAUAUAAGAAGUCUGGGCAAGCCCUUGAAUGCUGCAUGCCAAUUAAAGAUUGCCCUCUUCCCCUUGCUACUAAAGUAUAUUACUCUCAAAAAAGCAAUCGUCUUCGAUCAGCACUUUGCCAUCUUUACUACGAGGCAGUGGCAUCAACUAAGGGGCUGUGUAGUGACAUGAGAGACUCACAGUCUUUACCUUCCAUGAGGAAACCUGAUCAAAUUCUUGCACAAAAUUCGGAAGUUUGCUUGGGGAACUCAGUAGGUUCCCUUCCUGAUGGCGACUUCUCAAAUCAGUUUCCUGUUGAUAAUGUUCCAAGGCCUCAGGUUGCUGGUGUUGGUUUAACAAGAAGCAAAAUUCUUUCAAAACCUUAUUCUUUUGCGGGUAACUCAGGACAAUCACUGGGGACCAUGCAACAGCAAAAUGGUAGUGUUCAUGUUAUAUAGGAAUCCUGGUAGGAAUUUUUGCCUCGGUGAAGGUUUAAUUUUAACCUAAUGCUUGAGGUUAGGACUUAGGAUUCUUUUUUUGAUAUUGACUAAGCUUAUCUUUAAAUUGUUCAUUCUAGGCCUCUACAUUCUAGUCAAUGACUGACCUAUAUUUAGAUAUCAAUUGCUGUGCAUUUCAAUUUUAAGUUUCUGUCAGAAGAUAUGCUACUCUCGAAUUUGUAAAUACGACUUCUUCUAGUCUUUCAAUCGGUUUAUAUUU